AUGCGUUUCAUUUCUCUCUGCACCAUCGGUGCUGUCCUGCUCCCUAUGGCCAUUGCUGCGCCAUGCAAGCCUGACAACCCUACUUCAGUGCUGUCUGCGACUACCACCGUUGAUUCUGAGGCACUCACAACUGCGACCGCCACCGAGACCGACUCCCAUUCUACUGUCACCAGUGAUGUCACCAGCGUUCUCGAGACUACCAUCACAGAAACUGCUACUUGGUCUGAGACUACCUCCUUCGCCUCUGAGUACACCACCGAAUACUCUGCGACGACCGAUGCCACAUCCAUCGAGGACUUCACCACUACCAUCACUGAGAUUCCCGAGCCCACCAACUUCAUCAAGAACGGCAAUUUUGAGGAUAAGAACAAUGCAGACUGGGAUUCCAGAACUGGAGGUAUCGAAAGUGAACCUGGGAAGGCUAACUCAGGCGAGAAGUACGGUACUUUCAAGCUUGUGAACGCCCAAGGUGUCGGAGGAAACACCCUCAACCAGACUAUCAACGACCUCGAAACAGAACGCCUCUACCGCCUCUCUUUCUCUGCUGCAGUUUUCGACGACCCCGAGCCAGUACUCGGCAGAACCAAUUGUGUCAUUGAAGCACUGCAAAACGAAAGAUUAAUUGAAGACUGGACACCUAACUACACGGCGCUCAACCAGUACAAACCUUUUGAGACGACUUUCAAGCCAUUUGAUGAGGAUAUCAGGUUCUCUUUCCGACUUCGUUGCGAUGGUCCCGAUGCGGUUACCUUGUUUCUUGGUAUCGAUGAUGUUUCUCUCUACGACGUUGGUCCAGCGCCUCCUCCAGUUCUGACUGAUUAA
Fusarium venenatum is the source of this 822-nucleotide messenger RNA. RefSeq lists its product as uncharacterized. NCBI's taxonomy places the organism in Eukaryota, Fungi, Ascomycota, Sordariomycetes, Hypocreales, Nectriaceae. The record is from RefSeq and is a predicted model, not a curated record.